Molecule: messenger RNA, 2271 nt
Organism: Blastomyces dermatitidis ER-3
Lineage: Eukaryota; Fungi; Ascomycota; Eurotiomycetes; Onygenales; Ajellomycetaceae
Product: pre-rRNA processing protein Esf1
Exons: 2
Coding region: 1-2271 (756 amino acids)
Biological process (GO): rRNA processing
Cellular component (GO): nucleus
Molecular function (GO): RNA binding
Source: RefSeq, a predicted model, not a curated record
AUGGCCGACUCGGGGAAGAAUGAGAAACCCAAGCGGGCAAAAUCACGAUCAGCGGGAAACCAUGGAACUGGACCAGUUAUAACGGAUCCACGAUUCGCCAACAUCCAAUCCGAUCCCCGAUACAGGCUGCCCAGCAAGAGACAUACUCAUGUCAAAUUGGAUAAGCGAUUCGCGCACAUGCUGCGCGAUGAAGACUUUUCGAAAAAUGCCGCUGUCGACCGGUACGGUAGGAAGUUACGGAGGGAUGAUACGAAAAAGCAGCUGGAGAGAUUCUACAGACUUGAUGAGGACGGGGAGGAUGAAGGCAAAGAAGAGCAGGAAGAAGACGCGGAAAAAGAAGAAGAAAAUGAAAACGAUGAUAAUAUGAGUGUGGACGAUGAUGCGGUGGUAGAAAAGGAACUGCGCAAGGCAGACAAACGGGGCUACGAUCCCGCAAGAGAUGGAGGAUUCUCCGAGUCCUCUUCGGAUGAGAGCUCGAGUGAGGAAGAGGAUGAGUAUGUUGAGGAGGACGUGGAGGAAAUACAGUUUCCCAAUCAACAGCAAAGCGAUGUACCACUUGGUGAUGUCAGUCGGCGGAUUGCGGUCGUUAAUCUGGAUUGGGAUAAUAUUCGCGCGCAAGAUUUAAUGGCCGUCUUUUCGAGCUUUUUACCACCUGGAGGGAGUAUCCACAAGGUUUCGAUAUAUCCUAGUGAAUUUGGGCGGGAGAGGAUGGAGAGGGAGGAAAUGGAGGGGCCACCGAAGGAAAUUUUUGCUUCAAAGAAGAAGAAGGAUGAAGAAAGCGAUCUAGAGGAUAGUGAUCUUGAGAGUGAAGAGGAGGAUGAGGAAGAGGAGGAAGAGAAAAUCAAACAAUCUAUCAUUAAGGAAGAUCAGGGGGACGAGUUUGAUUCCGCACAUCUACGCAAGUACCAGCUUGAAAGGCUCCGGUACUUCUACGCCAUUUUGAUCUGCUCGUCUGAAGCAGUUGCCAAACACAUCUAUGACGCUGUAGACGGGACUGAGUAUAUGAGCAGCGCAAACUUUUUCGAUCUGAGAUUCGUCCCUGACGAAACAGAUUUCUCAAAUGAUACCCCAAGAGACGAAUGCGACAGGAUUCCCGACGGAUACAAGCCUAGCGACUUUGUUACUGAUGCCUUGCAGCAUAGUAAAGUCAAGCUUACGUGGGACGCGGAUGAUACGAGUCGGAAGGAAGCACAAGCAAGAGCGUUCAAAGGUGGUAGGAAAGAGAUUGACGAGAAUGACCUCAAAGCAUACUUGGGCAGCGAUAGCUCUGAUGACGGGGGUGAUGAGAAUGGCGGAGUGGAAGUUGUCGAUGCUACAGCGGGAGACGGCGCCAUUGUGACCACCGCCCCCGUUAAACUAAGCAAAAAGGAGGCUGCGCGAGAGAAGAUGCGAGCUUUGCUUGGCUUCAAUAAGGAUAAGUCUACAACUGAAUCUAGGAGUAAAGGGCCGGUCGGCGAUAUGGAAAUAACGUUCUCGGCGGGCCUUUCUACAGGAGCAUCUGGUGGGAACGUAUUUGAGAACGAACCAGAAAAGGAAGAGACGACAGCAGAAAAAUAUAUACGGAAAGAGAGGGAACGGAAAGCGAGACGAAAAGCUAGAAUGAAGGCCGCUAGAAAUGGUGAACCACUGCUCGUGGAUGGCGAAGCCGAAGACAAGGCUCCUGAAGACUCGAAGGGUGAAAAGGAAGACUUGGGCUUCGAUGAUCCGUUCUUCACUGCUCCUGAGCAGGACGCAGCAGCUGCAACGGCGAGACGCAGAGAGGAAAGACGAAAGAAACGCGAAGAGCGGGAAGCAGAUGAAGCCGCCACCGCUGCGAAGCGCGCUGAACUGGAGCUACUCAUGGUCGACGACAAGACUUCGCAUGUUAAACAUUUUGAUAUGAAAGAUAUUGAGAAAGCAGAGAAACGAGCACGGAAAGCAGGAAAGAAGAAGGGAAAGAAGAGUGACACUGUUGAACCACCCCCGGAUAAUUUCAAGGUGGACGUCAAGGAUGAGCGAUUCCAACGGCUUUGGGAGAAUCAUGAGUUUGCCAUUGAUCCUUCGAAUCCGCGGUUCAAGGCAACUGAGGGCAUGAAGGCGUUAUUGGAGGAGGGGCGGAAAAGGCGACGGAAUAAGGAUGAUGAUAUUGUUGCGGAUCGGGGACUGCCUGAGCCCGGGAAGAAGAGAAGGAAAGGCACUGAUUCUAGGAAUGUUGAGAGUGUAGCUGACGCCGAUGAUUUGAACAAACUGGUGGAGAGGGUGAAGGGGAAGACUAGAGGGAUUAAGUCAUAG